AUGGCAGCCCCGCACCUAGCAAGUCUGAUAACGAAAUCGUCUCUCAGGAGACCGUUGGCAAGCUUUUGCAGAGCACCCAAAAGCUAUCUCAAUGCGCAAAGCAGGAUUUUUGGAAUCAACCCAGUUACCUCGCAAGGGUUUCCUAGCAGAACAUCGCCGGCGCCGGCCGCCGGUUUUAAGAUGUUUGGUGGUACCGGUUUCGGGUCUGUGCAAUUUGGUAUUCGCUCUUUUAGAGUUUCGAGCGGCCGCGGAGCUGGUGGUGGGUCUGGAGGCUCUGCCGGCGGAGGGUCUGGUGGUGGUGGUGGAAGUGGUGGCGGUGGAGGAAAUGGUUCGGGUAACUGGUCGCUGCUUUCAUGGUAUCUGUCUCUCCUUGCCAAGCAUCCUGUGACGACAAAAGCAAUUACAUCAGCAUUCUUAACUUUGGUUGGAGAUAUGAUCUGCCAGCUUGUGAUUGAUCAAGUACCAUCUCUUGACGUGAAGCGAACAUUUCUGUUCACACUGUUGGGCCUGGUUUUGGUUGGUCCAACACUGCAUUUCUGGUAUUUGUAUUUGAGUAAACUGGUUACGACUCCCGGAGCUUCGGGUGCUUUUUUGCGCCUUAUUCUUGAUCAGUUUGUUUUCGCGCCCAUUUUCAUUGGAACUUUUCUUUCUAUUCUGAUGACUCUUGAGGGGAGGCCAUCGGAUGUAAUACCAAAACUGAAACAGGAGUGGUUCUCGUCAGUUCUUGCAAAUUGGCAGCUGUGGAUACCUUUUCAGUUCCUCAAUUUUCGAUUUGUGCCCCAACAAUUCCAGGUCCUUGCUGCUAAUUUUAUUUCCUUAAUAUGGAAUGUGAUUCUUUCAUAUAAAGCACACAAAGAAGUUAUUGCCAAAUAG
Striga hermonthica is the source of this 873-nucleotide messenger RNA. The record is from the annotation of a GenBank genome assembly. NCBI's taxonomy places the organism in Eukaryota, Viridiplantae, Streptophyta, Magnoliopsida, Lamiales, Orobanchaceae.